AUGGCAGCUCCACCUAAGCAGAAGGUGGUUGUGGUGGGUGCAGGGCCAGUGGGGUCCCUGGCCGCGCUAUAUGCAGCUUCCCGAGGAGAUCAGGUCGAAGUAUAUGACUUGCGCGGAGAUCUCCGAGACCCAACCACAAUUCCACUCAAUUUCACCAAGUCUAUCAACUUGGCUCUUUCGGAACGGGGAAUUCACUCUAUUCGACAGUCCUACCGCCAGGGUCUGACCGAUGAUAUUCUACGUGAUACCAUCCCCAUGUAUGGGCGCAUGAUUCAUGGUCGAGAGCGGGGGACUUUAUGGAAGGCCGCUCAGGCCUACGAUAUCCAUGGCCGGGCUAUUAAUGCCGUUGAUAGAAGCUCUCUCAACAACGCUCUUCUCGAUGAGUUAGAGCGUAGCCCCAACGUGAAGCUAUUCUUCAACCACAAACUGACAGGUGCAGACUUCAACACCAACAAGGCUUGGUUUGAACGCCGUAUUCCCGGAGAAACUCCUCAGUGUGAUGAUCUCGGUGUGGCUGGACGAGUACCUGAGAUUGAGGUGUCCUUCGACUAUCUCAUUGGUGCCGAUGGCGCGCACUCUGCUAGCCGGUUCCAUAUGAUGAAGUUCGCACGUGUCGACUACCAACAGGAGUAUAUCGAUACAGUGUGGUGCGAGUUUCGCAUUCCGCCCACUGAGAAUGGUGACUUCUCAAUAUCGCCAAAUCAUUUGCAUAUCUGGCCAGGCCGCGAGUUCAUGUUCAUCGCGCUUCCGUCGGCAGAUAAGUCGUUCACUUGCACAUUGUUCGCACCGGAAUCACACUUGGCCCCCUUAGAAAACGCACCAAAGGCUCUUCAUGAAUUCUUUGACCUGCAUUUCCCAGGUAUAUGCCCCGAGCUUAUUGAACCAGAAGCGCUGAGCGAGCAGUUCACGUUGAAUCCUCAUCUCCCUUUAAUCAGUCUCAAAUGCAAGCCGCAUCAUUUCAGCGCUAGCGUCGCCAUUAUAGGUGAUGCAGCCCACGCUGUACUCCCGUUCUAUGGCCAGGGACUGAACGCCGGAUUGGAAGAUGUUCGUGUUCUGUUCGAGCUCCUGGAUAACUUUGGUGUCUAUGACAGCAAUAUUAGCGUUUACACCCGCAGUGUGCGACGUGGCGCUGCAUUCCAGGAGUACACCAAGCAGCGCUGUGACGACACACAUGCGAUCAACGACCUGUCCAAGCAGAACUAUCUGGAGAUGAGGUGGGGUGUCAAGUCACCGCUAUACAAGCUGCGGAAAAUAAUUGAGGAAACCAUCGACCAACGAUUUCCGUUCCUGGGCUGGAAGACCCAAUAUGCCCGCGUCAGUUUCAGUAACCAGCCGUACGCAGAGAUUGUCCGAGCUGUACAGCAUCAAAGCCAGACGUUAGGAAUUUGUCUUGUCACAACGCUGGUCACUACUGCCGGCGCCUUCUCAGUACUCAUGUGGAAAUAUCCACGGUACUUUUCGCCUAUGGGCCUUAUUCGAUCCUCCAUACAUCAGCUGGCAGGAUUCUUGGCGCGUGCUACAAGAAAGAACUGA
Penicillium taxi is the source of this 1533-nucleotide messenger RNA. It is a transcript of the gene bna4, whose product is annotated as kynurenine 3-monooxygenase. The transcript has 3 exons. Gene Ontology annotation, molecular function: NAD(P)H oxidase H2O2-forming activity; FAD binding; kynurenine 3-monooxygenase activity. Lineage: Eukaryota; Fungi; Ascomycota; Eurotiomycetes; Eurotiales; Aspergillaceae. The record is from RefSeq and is a predicted model, not a curated record. Gene Ontology annotation, cellular component: mitochondrial outer membrane. Gene Ontology annotation, biological process: L-tryptophan catabolic process; NAD+ metabolic process; quinolinate biosynthetic process. The coding region runs from base 1 to 1533 and encodes 510 amino acids.